This is a messenger RNA of Podospora pseudocomata, 4225 nucleotides long. RefSeq lists its product as uncharacterized. Lineage: Eukaryota; Fungi; Ascomycota; Sordariomycetes; Sordariales; Podosporaceae. The transcript has 6 exons. The coding region runs from base 1834 to 4005 and encodes 723 amino acids. The record is from RefSeq and is a predicted model, not a curated record. Gene Ontology annotation, biological process: proteolysis. Gene Ontology annotation, molecular function: serine-type peptidase activity.
CACGUUUUCAGUGUCUCGCUGCUUCGCCAUCAACUUGGGGCGCGAGACCAUCUCAUUCACCUGAAUUCUCCCUUUGAUCUCUGCUCCUCCAUAAGGUAGCUCACUACUGGCAACUGUUGGAGCGCAGCUAGCCUAAGCUGUCAACGAUUCAAUGAAAUAGGGGUCAUGAUUCGUGCCCAGUUCUCAGGAUCAGGAAUGUCAACCAGACACGUGCUCUUGGCAUCAAAACCCUUACUGUCACCAGGAUGCCAGUUAUUUUUGUUUUCUUGCACGAGACGAGGUCAAUAUCUUUGUCAUCAUGCAGCCACAUACAUGAUAAGCUUGAUAUCAGCCCGUCAGCACUACCACCGCGGGAAGCGCCAAAUGGAAUAUGGGGUAAAGUUGUUGACCCGCAAGAUCUAGACCCCCGCGUUCCUGCAUAUCACCACCAAAAGAGAAAAGAGCGACAUGCCUCAGAACCUUAGCAUGUUGUGUUCCUCCAGAGCAAACCCAACGUUAUGGCCCAAGUUUAUUUUGGUACCCGGAAACAUUCUGCAACAAAGAGAGAAAGAGCACCUCGGCAUAUGUCUGGAAAGGUGAUCAAGAAACCAACACCGUUGUGGACUUGCCAACAGUGAGCUCGCCCUGAUGCCCUCAGCCAACCCCCCGGACAUGAUCCCGGCCCGAGAGGGGAGUUCCGACCAGUGUAAAAGCACCCCUCGAUUGGUUGCUUGGCUCAUUCCAGAGGACGGUUGACUGCAUGCAGAGAGAGGGCGGCGGCCCCACUACUUCCGCCGCGAUCCGGACCUCCGGUACAAACCCCCGAGCCCCGACACCGGCGAGAAAAUGGGGCUUGAUCUGGCAUAUCUCGGGUACGAGCGGGCGGAUUUCUGCCCGAAGUUAUCGCUGGAGUUAUUAUAAUGCUGAGGAUUCCCAACGUUGAGCGCUCUUCGUCGACCCGCCCUGUCAUGGUGCUUGGCCCAACUGGUGAAUAUGAUCUUGAGAUUUUUCCUGGGCGAACAACUGCGGCCGGCUUUUAUUUCACAUAUUACUAAACACUUGAUCAGGUCUUUUGCAAGUAAGCGUUUUGCAACGAGGUUGUACCACCUUGGACGUCCCCCUCACCAGAGUGGGCGGCUCGCUCCAUCCCGCACCCGCACCUGGGCUUCCCCAAAAGGGACUCUUGGGGUGGUGGGAAUUGUGAUGUUCUGCAGCAGGUCGCAUUAGCAUGUGGAGGGCGGGCCAAUAGCACGGCCUAGCUGAGGUCAACACCCAUUCAGCUGGUGUGCCAGCGACAGCCUUACCAUUCUCGGUUGUCGUACAUAACACCAUCCUCGUUCCAGGUGCUUGGAGACCCGAGCCCGCCAUCCGUUACAAAAGAAAACCUUUGUGUGAAACUGCUUGCACCUGUCAGUUCUAGACCACGUUUCCCAAGAGCCUUCUAUCGCAUUCCAAAAACUCCAGAACGUUUUGUGCAAUUUCACCUGCAGGCACAGCCGGCCACGUCCAGCAGCACUAACCACACACAGAUAUGGAUAUCGACGAACUAGGCUUCCAACAUUCAGCUGAAGGAUUGCAUGGACCUUUUGAGAUAUCCUCGCUUGUGAUAUUGGAGCCAAAGGAUGUUUCAAGAUGAAGCUUCAGCUUCAAUGUCGCGAGGCACUUCCGAUUUCUUCUCCGCGCAAGCGCUCUCCAGCGUACGCCACUAUUGGACGAGACCUUCAAUCGAUCACGAAACAGUUUAGUCCAGAAGGAAAGAGGCUUGCGUCGCUUCUCCAUCAAGUUGUUGACGACAACAAAAGGAGGCACCUCAGUUGACGAUUGGGCUUGGCGUCGCCAGGAAGGGAGUAUAAGAUGGACGUGGUGAUCGUCUCAGACGACGAACACUCACCGCAUCACUUCUCACAUCAUCAAAACUCGUUCACACAUCAAACCAAAAUGUCUUCUGAACCCUAUCUCGCCGUGGCUGCCACCUGGGAAAUUCCUUACGCCCAUACCCAGGUGACACCAGAGUCUUUCUUCUCCACUGAUGACACGUCCGAGUCGGUAUUUGACCCAGACCACCGCUCUCUGGUCGAUGACAACGAUAUCCGGGAUGGCGGAAAAUAUCGCUCCAUCGUCAAGCUUCAGAUGCGCUAUGAAGGCCAGCAGCCUGGUGAUAAGUCCUACGCCAUGGGUACCGGUUGGCUCAUCGCCCCAGACCUCUUGGUGACUGCCGGCCACAAUGUCUUCGACUGGUCUGGUUAUGGCAGAGGCCUCGGCAAGGCCGUCGACAUCAAGGCUUACAUCGGCUACCACGGACGUUCCAGCAUCAACUCUCCUAUCGUGCAGUUUCGCUCAGGCAAAGUCGUCGUCACCAACGCCCAGUGGGUUGUCGACCGCAACAACCGCCAUGCCGACGUCGCCUUCGUCAAACUCGACAAGCCCUUCACUGGCAACCUCCGCCUCUUCACGUACAAGAACACUCCUGAGAGUGGCGAUGACAUGAUUGGUGUUGUUGGCUAUCCUGCCGACAAGACUCUCGAGGAUGCCGAUGGCCGCGAGGAGAAGGGUGCCCUUAUGUGGGAGCAGUUCACCAGCACCACUUACGUCCUUGACUCGGCCAAGAACAGGGGAAGGGGCAUGCUCAAGUACCGGAUUUCGACCUUUGGCGGUCAAUCUGGUGCUCCUGUUAUCCGCAAGGGUUCCAAGCAAGCUGUCAUCGGUACUCACGUCUACGGUGGCGGCGACAAGAACUCGGCCAGUGUCAUAGGCCCGCUCGGCAAUGACUACGAGGGUAUGCUCAAGGUCUUCGACGGCAACCUCCCACCCUGGGGUGAGCACCAGGGCAUCAAGCUUGUCAAAUACGGCUACUCCACCACCUCCCCCGGCGCCAGUCCCACGACCCAACCUGCUCCUCGCACCGGUUACACCUCCGCUCCAGCUCCUGGACCCCUUGACGCUGAGGGCUUCUUUGACGACCUCAAGAAGGUUGCCAAAUUUGUGCAGGGCAACGUGGGCCCUGCCGCCCCUGUUUACCUCCAGCCGUUCUUGGGCGGCGUCCACGGCGCCAUCGCUCACGCCAUCCUCGGUGUCAUCAAUCAGGCCACUGAAUCUGCCUUGACUGAUGUAAGCGCUGUGCUGCAAGGCACACUCGAGCGUGGCAUCCUCGCCGAGGCUGCCCUCCAAUCCAUCUUGAAGCUAGAGGACAACCCCAUCACCCGCAAGAUCCUGCAAGAAAUGUCCUCGAUCUGGAGCACCCACUACUGCUCCAUCAACUUUGACCCCAUCAUCUGCCGCCUCGGCCCCGCCCUCCCCCUGACCGCGAACAAGAUCCUCAGCUCGACCGAGUACACCCAAACUACCGCCACCGGCGAGGUCAAGCUCAAAACCGUCCCCUUCGCUGCUACCUCCAACGGCCCAGCCACCAACGGUCAACAAGCCGAGCUCUUCGGCCUCUUCCCCGGCAUCACCAUCGGCAUCGAACUGGGCAAAUUCCUCGUUGACACUAUCAGGAACCGUGCCGAGUCCUACCGCGCCGAGGGCUGGUUCGACGACCUCGGAAAGGUCAUCGUCCGCGCCGUUGAGCGCGAGCCCCUUUACCAGCUCACAAAGAAGAUUGUCGAGCACGUUUCCGAGUCUUCCUUCUCGACCCAAUCCCUCUCCCCAGCCGACCGUGAAGCUGCCAUCCUUGUGGCCAAGCGGGCCGUCUUUGGCGAGACCGCCCUCCAGGCCUUGUCCAAGCUUUCCAGCUCGGAGCUGCAGCAGAUUAAGAUGUCGGUCCCGGAGGGGCAGGGCCAUGAGGAGUCGUUUGGGGAUUUCCUCGGCGGUCUCGUGAGGGAUAUUGGCGGGGUGGUCAGCCAGGUUGCGCCCGUGGUGGUGGGGACCGUGCUCCCCUUCCCGCUUAGGGUCGCUGGUGCGGCUGAGAGCGGUGGGAUGCUGGGUGUUCCUGCCCAGCCCCCCCUUAGAAAGAAGUCGAGUGUGUUGGAUUUGAUCCAUGGUGAUGGGUUGAGCAACGGGCUUUUGCAGACUCGGAUUUCUGCCUGAACCACCUAGCACGGCCCGGUGGGAUUUUUCUUGUCUCGUUGCUAUUUAAAGAAAACCAAGAUGGAUAGAUGGUACAAGUCUAACUGAGUGUUCAAAAGGUGUCAGUUAUCGGUCUUCAGAUUGGUGUGCUUUGCUUGGCUGCGUUCACUUCUUUUCCUGGCGAGGACGGGUUGUGAAAGGCAGGACAGAGAACGUAGUAUUAAUGAAUCUGGUUGUUCCA